Messenger RNA from Nicotiana tabacum (common tobacco), 2846 nucleotides. NCBI's taxonomy places the organism in Eukaryota, Viridiplantae, Streptophyta, Magnoliopsida, Solanales, Solanaceae. The record is from RefSeq and is a predicted model, not a curated record.
UUAUUCUCUCUUCUCUCUCAAAAAGGACUGUUUUUGUGUGGAGAGGAGAGCAACUCUCCUUUCCCUUUGUUUGUAUCUCACUUUUUGUUUUUCUCUGAAUUUUCCUUUUCUCUCUCUCUCUCUCUCUCUCUCUCUCUCUCUGUUGCCAGUUUGGUUUGUUGCAUUUGAUCAAGGGAGAGUAGUGGGAGCUCGGAAUCAAUGGAAAUUCCGGCGAAAUUCGUUAGCUUCACGCGCUGCUAAUGGAUGAAUCAUCAUCACCAUGGAUAUUUCUGUGUCCGAAGGACCUCCCUCUUUGUCACCGUCUCUCCGCCAAGACUCUUUAUGGCAAAUGAAUUUGAGGUCAAUGGAAUCAAUGGAGUCUGGACCUUAUCCUGUUCGUGAAGGUGAACCAGAUUGUUCUUAUUACAUCAGAACUGGUCUCUGCAGAUUUGGAUCAACUUGCCAAUUCAACCAUCCACCUAACAGGAAACUGGCCCUUGCUGCAGCAAGUAUGAACGGAGAGUAUCCAGAAAGAAUAGGACAACUAGAAUGCCAGUACUACUUGAAGACUGGAACUUGCAAGUUUGGAGCCACAUGCAAGUUUCACCAUCCUAGAGACAAGGCUGGAAUUGCUGGAAGAGUUACCCUAAAUGUCUUGGGCUAUCCACUUCGCCCGAAUGAGAAUGAAUGUACAUAUUACAUGAGAACUGCACAAUGCAAGUUUGGAAGUACUUGUAAAUUUCAUCAUCCCGAACCUUCUAACAUGAUGGUCUCUUCACGUGGUUCUCCUGUUUAUCCUCCCGGUCCUUCUCCUACAACUCCUGGUCAGAUGUCCUAUCCCUUGUCCAGAGCUUCUUUUAUUUCUGGUGCACGCUGGCAAGGUUCUUCAAGUUAUGCACCACUGCCAGUGCUUCAGGGAGUGGUAUCUUUUCCAGGAUUUACAUACAAUGGUCAGCUCGGCUCAGUUUCAUCCGCUGAGGGCCAGCAACAGACAGCAGGAAACAGCCAGGUUUAUGGGAGUUCAUGUUCAAGUGAUAAAGCAACCAUGGGAUCAGAAGGAAUGAAUUCCUCAUAUCGUGUCAGUUCUUUACCUGUGGGGUAUUAUGCAUUACAGGGAGAAAAUGUUUUUCCUGAACGAGUGGGCCAGCCUGAAUGCCAGUUUUACAUGAAGACCGGAGACUGUAAGUUUGGUGCUGUUUGUAGAUUCCAUCAUCCAAGGGAAAGGCUCCUUCCUCCUCCUGAUUGUCUGUUGAGUCCUAUUGGUCUCCCUCUGCGCGCUGGAGAACCAAUGUGUAUUUUCUAUUCCCGAUAUGGGAUCUGCAAAUUUGGACCGAGUUGCAAGUUUGACCACCCAAUGCGGGUUUUCACUUAUAAUAUAUCAGCUUCAUCUUCUACUGAUGAUCCUUCUGUUCGGCGUCUGUUGGGUUCAUCGUCAGGAACUGGUGCGUUGACUUUGACUUCAGAAGGGAUUGUUGAAGCAGCCUCCACAACACCCAGGCGAUUAUCAUUAUUAGAAACAAGAAAGAUGCCACCUGGUGAUAAUAACUUUGACAGAGAGGGAUGAUUUUAUCCUGAACUACUAGCCAGCAUCUUCAUUUCUAUAAUUAUAAAAAUCAUCAUCUUGUACCAUUGAUCAAUUACAGUUGCCUGUAAAUUUAUUUUCAUUGCUGGAGAUGUACAGAAUCCUUUAAAGUCAUUUUGUUUUUCUGAAAAUGCAUUUCAGUUGACAAGGUUGACUUGUCACUUUGUAAUAUGUUAAGUCUGCAAACAAUUGGUGAAUUAACUGUUUAUUCAUCAUCUCUGGAGAACCCUCUGCCUUGUUUAUCAGAAACAAUUUAACCUCCAAAUCUCCUGUAUGAAGCAAUGUUUUCUUUGAAGGUUUGCAUCUAUCCUUCUGGUAGACGUGUUGAUCGUCGGUAAAGGGAGGUCAUAAUCUUGAUGCUUGCCCAUUUGCCUCGUAGUUUCUUUGCACAUAUGUUGGUUAUUCAUUCUCUAGUGUUUUAAAGCAAUUCUAUAUUUUUUGUAAUUAAUAGCUAUCCCUUUGCAGAUUUCUGAUAAUUUGUUUGCUCUCUGUCUCAAUCUCUGCAGAUGUACUAGUAUUGCACGUUUUUCGCAAGGCAAAUUCUGGUGACUACAGAACCUAAUUUUUGUGAAAUAAAGGGCUCGUGUUCUCCUCAGGUUCAGUGUUAUCUGGUGCAUAGCAUUAAAUGCAUGGAGCUGGGGUUAUUAGGAUAUUCCCACUUGAACGAAGACAUGGUAUGUAGGAAGUUAAAACUGUUUGAAUCAGAAACGCAAUUUCUCUUUUCCCGUUAUGCCAGUGCUUGUUUCACAGUCCCCUAUGACUUGAUAAUAGUGGAGUAAGCGACGAGUAAAGACAUUUAUUCAGCAGCCACUCACAUCAGGAAAGCCGUUCAGGAUGGUAAAGGUUAUGUUACUGCAGCUUGUGUUGCAGACCAAAGAGCUCAAGCAGCAGGUGUUUGGUGAUCAAUGUGCCCUCCACUGACACUGUUAAUACUAAGAGCAGCACCAGCCUCAGAUCAGAUGUGAAAUAUAGCAACUUCGGCAAUUGUGCUCAGUCCUUAUGUCCAAAAUGACUUUUAGUUGAACUUGGGAUAGAUAUUUAUGUUACUAUCAGACAAAAGAAUAAACAAAGAAAAGAAAGGAAGGAGGAGGAAGGAUACAUAUUUGUGUUUCUUUUAGAAAAGAAAAGAAAAGAAAAGAAAAGAGGAGAGAAUGAUAGAAUAAGAAUGUAUUUUUGUGCUCCUGUGUCAAGCUCGAUAGACUGGAGUGAAUAUAUAUAUAUAUAUAUAUAUUAUGGAACAGUUGGUGUUGGCAAUGUAAUGAGGAAGUUACACAUUUACUUGUUC